Messenger RNA from Orussus abietinus, 3415 nucleotides. RefSeq names its product P-selectin (gene Hasp). Lineage: Eukaryota; Metazoa; Arthropoda; Insecta; Hymenoptera; Orussidae. Gene Ontology annotation, molecular function: peptidase inhibitor activity. The record is from RefSeq and is a predicted model, not a curated record. Gene Ontology annotation, cellular component: extracellular region. Bases 1 to 3240 code for a protein of 1079 amino acids. The transcript has 3 exons.
AUGAGGCCCAGCAUCAUCGUCCUGCUCCUGUGCCUGAGUUCCUUGGUGAUGUCGACAGAGUCCAAGCUCCAGAGACAGUCUGCAGGGACCGGGGACGAAGACGAGGACGACUGGAAUGACGAUGAGGACGACGACGACGACGAUGAUGACGACGACGACGACGAAGGUGGAGGAAGCUACUCCCAGCCGGAGGUGGACGACGACGGCAGGAUCUACAAGAAUCCGCGCAACUCCCCCUCGGCAAUGUGUCCAAGAGAUGAAGAGCAAGCCGAGUUGGUGGGACAGAAGUGCCUCCGGAAGUGCUCGACCGACGAGGACUGCAAAAGCAAGAAGAAGAAGUGCAGGUGCGACGGCGCUUGCGGGAUGUCCUGCAUAAAGCCGGACCGAGAAUGCCCGGAACUCGCGGACGUUGACCACGGGUCACUCAUUGUGACCGGUCGUCUGUUUGGUGACCGCGCCCGGUACACCUGCGACCCCGACUUCUUCACCGUGGGGUUGUCCGAGAGGGUUUGCAGAGCCGAUGGUCAGUGGUCAGGGAGUACUCCGUCCUGCAAGAAGGACUCCACCUCCUUCUGCUCGGACCCCCCUAAAGUCGGUCACGCUCGGCACAACGCACCCCUGGAACAGACCACCUUCGACCUGGACAACAUGGUCCAGUACUUCUGCGAGCACGGAUACGCCGCCAGCACUGGUUUUCCCAAGGCGAAGUGUCUGGUCAUGGAUGGUGCCGCCAGCUGGUUUGGUCCUGACGUUUCCUGUGAACCCCAGAGCUGCGGAGCUCCUGCAAAUAUCCCCAACGGGUGGCAUGCCGGGGAGUGUUACACCUAUGAUUGCAGGGUGUCCUAUCACUGCACCGCCGGGUACGAACUCAUCGGCAAGCCGGAGAAGAUCUGCCUGUCCGAUGGAACUUGGUCGCCAAAGGAGCUGCCUCAGUGUGUCCAGGUGACCGCGGUCCAGUGCCCUGCCCCGGAAAACCCGCGGAACGGCAAAGCCGUGUACACCUCGUACGCUUACAACUCUAUCGUGUCGUACGAGUGCAAAUAUGGGUACACCAUAAUGGGCGUCACCACCAGACGCUGCGGAGCCGACCGGCGUUGGACCGGGCAGACUCCGAUGUGCAAGGAGAUCAAUUGCGGAUCGCCGGGGAUCCUGUACAACGGAUGGAUCGAGAACAUCGAGUCAGGUACCGGGUUAGGCGCGAGCAUCAUCUUCAGGUGCAACGAGCACACGAAGCUCGAAGGGAACGCGUCCUCGAUCUGCCAGAUCGACGGGAAGUGGAGGUACCCUCUCCCGCGUUGUCUAGCUCCUUGCGUGGUCCCUAGGAUAGAGAACGGCCAUGUGAGCAUCGCCAGCAGAGAGCACGACCGCAUAAACAACGUGACCGUGGUCGAGCACGGCGAGAGGCUCAUCGUGGAGUGUAUCUCCAACUACGAGUUCGCGGCCAACAGCACCCCGGUGGUCUGCAACAACGGCACCUGGUCCAUCGUCCCCGUUUGUUCUCCAGCUAGGUGCAAGCAGAUGCCGAAGGCUCCGAAGAACGGGAUGGUGAUCGCCCCUAAGACCGACCACGGCAUGAGGGCGGUCUUCAAGUGCAAGGAUGGCUUUGAGAUCGUUCACUCCACCGGUCCCGGAAAUACAACUAGCAAGUACGUCGAGUGUCGAUAUGGCAACUGGACGGGAGACAUUCCCCAUUGCGUGGAGGUAUACUGCCCCUUCCCUGGGUAUGUCACCAAUGGUAAGGUACUGCUUGUCGGCAACAUGGGUGUCUACGACUACCGGCCCUAUGUCAAGAAGAUCGUCAACAAUAAACAGAUCAUGUACGACUGCGACAAGGGCUACGUCUUGAGCGAGGGGCCACCUGGAGCUACUUGUAUCGGCGGUAGCUGGAGCCCACGGGAGCUGCCCAAAUGUACCCCUGGUCAGCAUCCAAGGCUACGUUGGAGCAAACGACGACGUCGUUCUGCUCCAACGUCGCUACCGCCGGUGACAAGUAUGAGUUCUCGGGUCAGGCGUUACAACGAGUUCGUCGAUUUGUUCAGAAGACUCGUUCAUAGGAUCCUGCACGUUUUGCAGAACAAGAAGGGACACGGCCAUUCGGACCACCACCGCAGAAACAGCACUCGAGACUGGGCUGGUGGGAAACGUUCGCACCGUAGAAACGAGGUACCCGGGUCCCGAGAUUGGGACGAAAAGAUGAUAGACUCCUUGAAGGCCUUGUCCAGGAAGCUGGAACGCAUAGACUCCAGACAAGCCAACGGAACACGUCAGGAACCGGACGCGAAUUCCAGUAUACCCGAAUUGUUUUACUCGAUAAAGGAGAACUUCUAUCGCGUCGAUUUGGAAGACCAUGAGAAUGGUACCAUAGAUGACGAGCCGCAGUUCUCCGCUAAGGAUCGAAGGGAGAUCACCAAGCUAGGGAAGACGUUCUUGAGGAUCCUGGGAUUCUACUGCAAGCCUGCUGGUUGGAAAGAAAUUGGACAGAACAUUUGGAGAGGACACAGACGUCGAGACGGUUCCGGAGCUGGUGAUGGGCACCACAAGGGGCACAAGGAGGAGGGCAGAAAACAUAAACCCAAGGGUUACUACAGAGGAUUUUAUGAAUUCAUCAGCAACUACGUCAACGACAAGCUUUCCAUGUUGGAGGCCCAGAACGCGACCGAGGAGCUGAUGAGAAAGAUGAACAUCGACAAGUUCACCGUUCGAAACGGGACCACGUUCACCAUUGGGCAGGUGUAUGCGCUGUUCAAGCAUAUCAUAGAAAAUAAGCUGAAUUUGACCAAGCCCAGGAUCGAGGAGGGAACUACCACCACGGAGUCGAGUGUCGAGACCACUUCAGGGUUGAACAACGAGAUCUCACAGACCGAUAAUGCGGAUGGAGUGCCGAAGCAUCGAGGAAAAAGGAUUCGCGAGACGCCGGAGGAAAAUCUACCGGUGUCGAUCCAGAAGAGGAAGUUGCUGUCCAUAAACUACCCCCUGAGCAACUCUAAACCCCAUAAGAUUCAGAUUCGCCGAAACUCCAGGAACCCUCGUUAUUCUAAAUCGAGGCAGUUCACGUUAAACGAACUGGAGGCUCAGCAGCAAAGCCGCUCCAAGAGGUUUCUCCCAGCCAUGGAAUUGGCGAGUCAAAUCUUUCUUAAGGAUUUAUAUCUACACGCGUAUGAAGACGAAUACAGGGCGAAUGUAAAGCGCUCGAUUCAGCGCACCUCCACGUCCGCCACGGACAAGCGCAGCACCGGCUGAAAAGCCUUUAGCCAUUUAAUGUAAUAAUUAACCCAAUGUGAUAUCAUGGUAUUUACCGAGUUAUCUAUAAUUACGAAUUGGUUUUAGACGAAUGUAACUCUGGAUACCCACGCACAGUCGUAGUUGAUCGCUGCCCCCGUCUGUCCGAGUCGUGCUGUGUAUCGCGCAUUUUAAA